This is a messenger RNA of Aureobasidium musti, 1524 nucleotides long. The record is from the annotation of a GenBank genome assembly. Lineage: Eukaryota; Fungi; Ascomycota; Dothideomycetes; Dothideales; Saccotheciaceae.
AUGCAUCGAUGGCUGGAUAAAAUUUACGACAAAGCUGAUGUCUCAAUUUCUGCUCAAGCAUGUAUUCUGACGAUGUUUGCAUCGGCUGCCGUGUUUACUAUCAGCUCUAAUGGUGACACGAUCGACGCUAGCCGCCAGGGCUGGCAGUCGAGCGAAAUAUACUACCAGAAAGCAGAAAUAUUGCUCUCACAAGAGACGGGUCCACCAACACUCGAGUCUGUUCAAGCUAGAUUUGCCGCAGUUCAAUAUCUGCUCUCGUCAUCAAGACCAAACAAGGCCUUGUUCACUUUCGGUACCAUGGUCCAGCUCAUGCAAGCCGUAGGUAUGCAUCGUAAGGUCACUGCGAAGCCCGGCAGCUCAACUCUGGACUCAAUAACGAUACAAAUGCACAGACGAUUAUUCUGGUGUGCUUUCACGCUAGAUAAGUACUUGAGCAUCAUCAUGGGUCGCAUGCCGCUGCUUCAUAUCGACGACACUAAUCAAGCACUGCCGAUGGUUGUGAAUGAUGAGGACCUUACAUCCGAAGGCGUUUCACAGCAGGUCUCGAAUCAUGGAAGAGACUGUCUUCUUCACGCUACCGCUGCCCAUAUCGAGAUCGGUAUCACUCUAGCCAAAGCGUUGCAUGAACAGUCUCGUUUGCCGACUGUCACUGAUCGUUCACAUGUUGAUGCAGCUGUUCGGCGAGGCUCGGAGAUUCAUGAUUGGCGUUCGAGGUUACCACCGAUACUGUCUGGCGCGAUUCAUCCCAGCAGUCUGAUACCUUGUUUCAGGCGUCAACACUCCAUUCUUACUCUGGCACGUUUACAUGCGAUCAUCUUCGUCACGCGGCCACUUCUCUUGCGGAAUCUUUCCCUCGACUUGCAAGAGCCUGAGGCCAAACAAUACCGAGAUCAACUGCGUGCCUGCAUUCGCGCAGCACGAGAAGUUGUAGAGCUUGUUAGUCGCUCACCACGAAACCGGGUGCUGUACCCAGCAUUCUGGUUCUCACAGUACAUUGCCUUUUCUGCCAUCUCAGUCAUUCACAUCUACAUCAUCCAGUUGAGCCGUCAUCGCAUCCCCACUAACGUUUUCGACACAGCCUCACACGAGAGCGAAGCAAUGACCGUCAAAAAUCUUUACGAGCUAGCAAUGGUGGGACAGGGCCAUCUAGCCGAAGCAGGACACAAGAGUGCACCAGUCUGGCGUUACGGCCCUAUUCUUGAGAGCCUGUCUGCAAAAACUGGCGAAAAUAUCGCUUUCCAAACGAAUGACUCCACGCACCAGGUCAGAGCUUCGAAUGCGCAGAUUGUGUCAACGACACAGUUGCGAAACAACGACAAUGCUUAUCAAACCACAAACCCCGCAGUCCAAACACAUCAAGAUGCUCCCGAUCACUCUAUCGGUCCGCUCGCGGGAACGGAUUCACUAUGGAUGAAUAAUCAUGAGAAUCUAUGGACCGAAUUGAUGGCAGAGGAUUUGGACAACAAUCAUCUGACCAUGGAUUUCUGGCCGCAAUUUGAUAACUUACCUAUGGGUACGUUGUGA